AUGCUUGCAUCGUUUACUCGAGUUACCUUUUCUAUCCUCUUCUUUUCCAAAACGCAGGCCGUCUUUGGCGUUCCCCUUGAAACGGCCAUAGAGCGCAGUCCCAGCCACGACGGCGUCUACCUGCCAGCCUUCUUCCGUCAAUGUGUAGACUUUAUUGAAGAAUAUGGUCUGGCCACCGAGGGAAUCUACCGGGUGCCCGGCGUAAAUUCACAGGUGAAGGCCAUCAUUGAUGCGCUUAAUCGCGGCAUCGAGUUCCCUGACAUCCCACCCAGCUCCCCCACCUACGCCUCGCCUUCCCCCUGUCAGCCUGCUCGGCGUACAUCAGGUGAAUGUCGCCUCUUUGCUUUAGUGUAUUGUUGA
Molecule: messenger RNA, 360 nt
Organism: Dibothriocephalus latus
Lineage: Eukaryota; Metazoa; Platyhelminthes; Cestoda; Diphyllobothriidea; Diphyllobothriidae
Source: the annotation of a GenBank genome assembly